AUGGAUAUCCUGUUGCUUCUGUGUGCCUUGCUUGUUCUUGUACCAAAUAACAAAGCAAGCUAUCAUCAUGUUCAGCAGCCCUGCCCGAAAUCAAGGUGUAGCCAUGAAGGUCCCCUGAUCCAGUUUCCAUUCCGUUUAAAGGGUGAUCCCCCCCACUGUGGAAAUCCAAAGUUUGAGGUUUCUUGCGGCAGAAGCAACAAUACAAAUGUGACAAUGAUUCAGCUCUCCUCAUCUUCAGGACUGUUUCCCAUCAACAAAAUCGAUUACAAUAAUAAAUAUUUUGGUGUCUAUGAUGGAGAUGGUUGCAUGGCGAAUCGCCUUCUUAAUUUUACAGUUUUUACUAAAUCCAGAUUGCUCUUUCAUCCAUCUUCCCACUCUAUCAGUUUGCGUUCUAGCAUUUGCAAUGACAAUUACGGUCCUGUGCAAUCUCCCUAUUCAGCUCAACAUCCAAAUUCAGAUUACGCGCAACCUCCCUACCCAGAUUCUGCCCAAUCUCCCUACUCAGAUUCCCCUCAAUCUCCUUAUCCAGAGUCAGUUCAAUUUUAUAAAAAUUUUGCAUUAUUAAAUUGUUCUACCACACUAAAUGUGAGCAGGAGGACAGACUACUACAUGCCCAUCAGAUGUCUCAGUGUCCCAGGGCACCAUCAAGUUCUUGCAGUUGAACUGUGGAGUUCUAUAGAUAACUUGGCAAACUUGCCGUUAUCAACCUGCACUACGUUGAAAAAGAAUUUCUAUCUUCCACUGAAAGUGGUCGAUGGCAGUUUCUACUGUGCACCCGACAAUGUUCUAUUAAUCCAGUGGAAACCAUGGGUUCAUUUCCCGGAAUGUCGAAACUGCAUAGGACGGUGCGAUAUGGAUUACAAGAGCAAUACAAUCGCGUGCUAUCCCUAUCCGAAUGCACAUGCUAAAGAUCCUGCAUAUUACCAUCCUAAUAAUCAAGAACAUAUGCCAAAGGGCCAUGACUCAACAAGAACAACUAGAUCAAUUAUCAUAGCACUGAUAUCAGCUAGUUCUGUUCUCAUAUCAGCAAUUGCGUUGGUAGCCAUCUGGUAUUACCUGAAGAAAUCAGAUAGGGUGGAGGAAAAGGAAAAUCAGAUCAAGAUUGAAAAGUUCCUAGAUGAUCACAAAUCCCAUGUACCAUCGAGAUACUCUUAUGCUGAUAUAAAGAAGAUGACCAAUGGAUUCAGGAAGAAGUUAGGUGGAGGAGGUUUUGGAAGUGUUUAUAGUGGAAAGCUUCCGAGUAAUGGAGUUCCGGUAGCCAUAAAAGUCCUCAAGGAUUCUAAAGGAAAUGGAGAUGAUUUUGUGAAUGAAGUGGGAACCAUUGGUAGAAUUCACCAUGUAAACGUGGUUCGCCUACUUGGGUUUUCUGCUGAAGGAGGCAAGCGUGCUCUUAUUUAUGAACAUAUGCCAAACAGCUCUCUGGAGAAGUUUAUCACAUCUAAAGAUCAAUCUAGGGAUACCAAUUCUUCAUUUGAUUGGAUGAAACUUCGCAACAUUAUCACAGGUAUAGCGAAGGGAAUCGAGUAUCUACACCAAGGAUGCGACCAGAGGAUCCUCCACUUUGAUAUCAAGCCUCAUAAUAUCUUGCUAGACCAUGACUUCAAUCCGAAGAUCUCCGAUUUUGGUCUGGCCAAACUCUGUUCCAAGGAAGACAGUCUUGUAUCUAUGACUGCUGCUAGAGGCACCAUAGGCUACAUAGCACCUGAAGUGUUUAAUGGAAACUUUGGAACCGUCUCCCACAAAUCAGAUGUGUACAGUUUCGGGAUGCUAGUGCUUGAAGUUAUUGGAGCUAGGAAGGAAUCGGUUCUUACAUCAGCCAACAGUGAGGUGUAUUUUCCUGAAUUGAUUUAUAAGUCUCUAAUGCAAGGAGAAGAGUUGGACUUGGAGCUAGGUGAUGAUGGAGAUGCUGAAAUUGCUAAGCGACUAGCAAUUAUUGCACUUUGGUGUAUUCAGUGGUACCCAGUGAACCGACCUUCCAUGAAAGGAGUUGUGAGAAUGCUUGAAGGAGCAUCUGAAAGCUUAAUCAUGCCGCCCAAUCCGUUCGCUUCCACUAGUCAAUCGGAUGCAACAAUAGCACUUCCAACUUAAUUUCCCCCACACUGUAGAGCAGUUCAUUUAUGUAAUCUUAUUCUACAUUUCUGUAACACCAAUAAAGAUACACCUACUAAUGCAAAUGGCC
This is a messenger RNA of Argentina anserina (silverweed cinquefoil), 2179 nucleotides long. Its product is annotated as rust resistance kinase Lr10-like. The transcript is spliced from 2 exons. Gene Ontology annotation, biological process: protein phosphorylation. The record is from RefSeq and is a predicted model, not a curated record. Gene Ontology annotation, molecular function: protein kinase activity; ATP binding; polysaccharide binding. The coding region runs from base 1 to 2088 and encodes 695 amino acids. Lineage: Eukaryota; Viridiplantae; Streptophyta; Magnoliopsida; Rosales; Rosaceae.